UUUUAUGAAAGAUCUAUGCGAGAUUUUCUGUUUGACAUUGCAAGCAUAUUGCUCGAUAUCAUUUUUGUACGCAACUCUGGGGGCCACUCACUCUGCUUCCUUAAUCCAGCGCCUGAAGAAGCAGCGGAAGGCAGCCACUCAGAUUUCUCAAUUUCUUCGAUGACCUUAGCAUUUUCCUCCACGUGUCAACAUCUACUCACGUACAGCCUGAAGCCUCAGCUCCAGUUUCUCCCUCCUCGUGCGCCCGCUUCCAUGAGAAGGUUGACUUCUGCUCUGGCGUCGGCGACGACACGUGGGGUCGAGGCAGAUGCCAAGGACGAUGGGGUUGUGCUUAAGAAGGGCAUAGCUGAGUUCUACGAUGAGUCGUCUGGCGUAUGGGAGGACAUCUGGGGCGACCACAUGCACCAUGGCUUCUACGACCCAGGUUCCACGGUUUCUGUUUCGGAUCAUCGGGCCGCCCAGAUCCGUAUGAUCGAAGAGGCGCUCCGAUUCUCCGGAAUUUCGGAGGACCCAAAGAAAAGGCCUGAAAGCGUAGUUGAUGUUGGGUGUGGGAUUGGAGGAAGCUCCAGGUACCUAGCUAGAAAAUUUGAGGCCAAAUGCCAAGGUAUCACCCUUAGUCCUGUCCAGGCCCAAAGAGCUAAUUCUCUUGCUGCUGCUCAAGGACUAGCCGACAAGGUUUCCUUUCAAGUUGCGGAUGCUUUGGAUCAACCCUUUCCUGAUGGGCAAUUUGACCUCGUGUGGUCCAUGGAGAGUGGUGAACACAUGCCUGAUAAAGCAAAGUUUGUUAAUGAGUUGGCUCGAGUUGCAGCCCCUGGAGGAACGAUAAUAAUAGUAACAUGGUGCCAUAGGGAUCUCGCUCCUUCUGAGGAGUCCUUGCAGCCAUGGGAGAAAGAGCUUCUGAACAAGAUAUGUAAAGCUUAUUAUCUUCCAGCAUGGUGUUCUACUGCUGAUUAUGUGAAACUACUGCAGUCACUUUCUCUCCAGGAUAUCAAGGCAGCAGAUUGGUCUCAAAAUGUUGCCCCAUUUUGGCCGGCAGUGAUACGGUCUGCAUUGACAUGGAAGGGCCUAACAUCAAUGUUGCGAAGUGGACUAAAAACCAUAAAAGGAGCGUUGGCAAUGCCUUUGAUGAUCGAAGGAUAUAAGAAGGAUCUAAUUAAAUUUGCCAUUAUUACAUGUCGAAAGCUGGAAUAGUCACAAGAGGUGGCGAUAUGCAGGAGGAUGAAUAAGGUUUGCACUGAUGAUGCAACCGAGUCUUUGUUUGUAGUUAUGAAGGUGUUUUCUGUUUGUCAUUUUCUUCGUACUGAUAUUUGUGUGGCGCAUAUUAUACUAACUAGUAACUGCAUUGGUUGCAGUCUUUGAAAUAAUUUCUGACUCAAGCUUGGGAAAUGCAUAAGAAGUUCCACCUGUA
Carya illinoinensis is the source of this 1408-nucleotide messenger RNA. RefSeq names its product tocopherol O-methyltransferase, chloroplastic. Lineage: Eukaryota; Viridiplantae; Streptophyta; Magnoliopsida; Fagales; Juglandaceae. The transcript has 6 exons. Bases 16 to 1191 code for a protein of 391 amino acids. The record is from RefSeq and is a predicted model, not a curated record. Gene Ontology annotation, biological process: methylation. Gene Ontology annotation, molecular function: S-adenosylmethionine-dependent methyltransferase activity.